This is a messenger RNA of Andrographis paniculata, 2785 nucleotides long. Its product is annotated as pyrophosphate-energized vacuolar membrane proton pump. Bases 129 to 2426 code for a protein of 765 amino acids. Gene Ontology annotation, molecular function: inorganic diphosphate phosphatase activity; diphosphate hydrolysis-driven proton transmembrane transporter activity. The transcript is spliced from 9 exons. Gene Ontology annotation, biological process: proton transmembrane transport. NCBI's taxonomy places the organism in Eukaryota, Viridiplantae, Streptophyta, Magnoliopsida, Lamiales, Acanthaceae. The record is from RefSeq and is a predicted model, not a curated record. Gene Ontology annotation, cellular component: membrane.
UUCCUCAAUUCCAUUCUUCUCUGCUGAAUCCCUGUUAACGUACUCUCGACGUUUUUCCGUUUUCUUUAUUUUUUUACUUCUCGUUUUCCGGUGUAUUCCGGCGAGAGUAGCUAGGGUUUCAGGCGGCAAUGGCGGUGCUACCAGAUCUAGGGACGGAGAUCGUGAUUCCGGUUUGCGCAAUAAUCGGCAUCGUAUUCUCGCUCGUGCAGUGGGUCCUUGUCUCGAAGGUGAAGCUCUCGGCGGAUCGAACUGGCUCGUCGGCUGAAAACAAUGGGAAGAAUGGGUACAGUGAGUACUUGAUUGAGGAGGAGGAUGGAGUUAACGACCAAAACGUCGUCGUUAAGUGCGCCGAGAUCCAAAACGCUAUCUCCGAGGGUGCAACAUCUUUUCUGUUUACUGAGUAUCAGUAUGUGGGUAUUUUCAUGGUUGCCUUUGCAAUCAUCAUCUUCUUGUUCCUCGGAUCUGUGGAAGGUUUCAGCACAAAGGAACAACCUUGCACUUACAACAAAGAGAAGCUAUGCAAGCCUGCUCUUGCUACUGCCAUUUUCAGCACCGUAUCCUUUUUGCUGGGUGCUGUCACCUCCGUUGUCUCUGGUUUCCUUGGAAUGAAAAUUGCAACGUAUGCUAAUGCAAGGACGACGCUGGAAGCUAGAAAGGGUGUUGGAAAAGCUUUCAUUACUGCAUUUAGGUCUGGUGCUGUCAUGGGGUUUCUCCUCGCUGCAAAUGGCCUAUUGGUCCUUUAUAUUGCCAUCAAUCUCUUCAAGCUCUAUUAUGGAGAUGAUUGGGAAGGACUUUUUGAGGCAAUUACGGGAUAUGGUCUUGGUGGAUCAUCUAUGGCUUUGUUUGGCAGAGUCGGUGGCGGCAUUUACACCAAGGCUGCUGAUGUUGGUGCCGAUCUUGUUGGUAAGGUUGAAAGGAACAUUCCAGAAGAUGACCCCAGGAAUCCUGCUGUGAUUGCUGAUAAUGUUGGUGACAAUGUUGGAGAUAUAGCGGGAAUGGGAUCUGAUCUUUUUGGGUCAUAUGCUGAAUCAUCUUGCGCUGCUCUUGUUGUGGCCUCAAUCUCCUCUUUUGGAAUCACUCAUGAUUUCACAGCGAUGUCGUUUCCUUUGCUUAUUAGUUCCAUGGGAAUCCUGGUUUGCUUAAUUACCACACUUUUUGCCACCGACUUUUUUGAGAUCAAGGCUGUCAAGGAAAUUGAACCGGCUUUGAAGAACCAGCUCAUUAUCUCCACUGUUCUUAUGACUAUUGGAAUUGCGAUUGUCACCUGGACUUGCUUGCCGUCAUCCUUUACAAUCUUCAAUUUUGGAACUCAAAAAGUCGUCAAGAACUGGCAACUCUUCCUCUGUGUCUGUGUCGGGCUUUGGGCUGGACUCAUCAUCGGCUUUGUGACCGAAUAUUACACCAGCAAUGCCUACAGCCCUGUGCAGGAUGUUGCUGAUUCUUGCCGAACCGGUGCUGCAACCAAUGUCAUAUUCGGCCUGGCCUUGGGAUACAAAUCCGUCAUUAUUCCAAUUUUUGCCAUUGCGAUUAGCAUUUUUGUCAGUUUCACCUUUGCUGCCAUGUACGGUAUUGCCGUAGCUGCUCUCGGGAUGCUGAGCACCAUCGCCACCGGUUUGGCUAUCGAUGCGUACGGACCUAUCAGCGAUAAUGCCGGAGGUAUAGCCGAGAUGGCUGGGAUGAGCCACAGAAUCCGCGAGCGAACCGACGCCCUUGACGCUGCCGGGAACACCACUGCUGCAAUUGGAAAAGGUUUUGCCAUCGGAUCGGCAGCGCUCGUUUCCCUGGCGCUUUUUGGCGCCUUUGUCAGCCGCGCCGCAAUUUCGACCGUAGAUGUGUUGACGCCUAAAGUCUUCAUUGGUCUGAUCGUCGGCGCAAUGCUUCCCUACUGGUUCUCCGCCAUGACAAUGAAGAGCGUUGGCAGCGCAGCGUUGAAGAUGGUCGAAGAAGUCCGCAGGCAGUUCAACACAAUCCCCGGGCUCAUGGAGGGCCACGCCCGGCCCGAUUACGCCACCUGUGUAAAGAUCUCCACUGAUGCUUCCAUCAAGGAGAUGAUCCCCCCCGGCGCCCUCGUCAUGCUUACCCCUUUGAUCGUGGGAACACUUUUCGGCGUCGAAACCCUCUCCGGAGUUCUCGCCGGCUCCCUCGUUUCCGGCGUCCAGAUUGCUAUUUCUGCGUCGAACACGGGUGGCGCGUGGGACAACGCCAAGAAAUAUAUCGAGGCCGGUGCUUCGGAGCAUGCAAGAACGCUCGGCCCGAAAGGGUCGGACCCGCACAAGGCUGCCGUCAUCGGCGACACGAUUGGCGACCCACUGAAGGACACGUCGGGGCCUUCGCUCAACAUUCUUAUCAAGCUGAUGGCAGUCGAAUCGCUCGUGUUUGCUCCCUUCUUCGCCACCCAUGGCGGUUUGCUGUUUAAGAUCUUUUGAGAUGUAGUUUUCGAUUCGCCUAAAUAGCGCCGUCGUCGUCGUCGGCUUGUCGCUCUAUUUCGAACAAUGAGUCUCUCCUUCAGGUAUGGGACUAAGCUUAAGCUAAGAUUCAUGGCCUAGGGAGAUCAAUUUUUAUUUUAUUUUUAAUUUUGUUUCUUUGAUGAGUUUGACGAUGGCGACGAUGAUGACGACAAUGAUAAUUGUGUCCGUCUGGGUCUGUGUUCGAUCGAAUGUAUUUUUAUUUUCAAGGUGUUUUAUAGUUUUGUCCGAUUUUCUUUAGCUUCUGACUUGAGUCGAAACGAAUAGGUUUUGCGUGAAGUUCUGAUUACGAGUGGCCAAUCCUUACUUUUAUGCGGUUA